GCAGUAGCAGGAGCUCAUCUUUUUUCCUCUUUAGUGUUUUUAAUUUUAUGGUUUUUAAAGCUAAAUUAUCUACAUUUUAUCCAUCGUAAAUGAGUUGCCAAGGAGACAGUGACGAUGACAGCUGCAGUAAAAGGAGAGUCGCCUAUGUUUAUAGUCGGGAAUACAUCGACACUUGCGACUCUUUAUCCAAAGUACCAAAUCGGGCGAGUAUGGUCCACUCACUGAUAGAGGCGUACGGACUGCUUAAACAUAUGAGCCUGGUGAAACCUCGUGCAGCUACUAUAGAGGAUAUGGCCAAGUUCCACACAGACUCGUACCUGGAGCAUCUUCAGAAGAUCAGCGAGGACGGAGACAACGACGACCCUCAGUCAGUCGACUACGGCCUGGGUUACGACUGUCCGGUGGUGGAGGGGAUAUAUGACUACGCAGCAGCAGUAGGAGGCGCCACGCUGACGGGAGCCCAGUGCCUGCUGGACAAGAAGUGUGAAGUGGCCAUUAACUGGGCGGGAGGAUGGCACCACGCCAAGAAGGACGAGGCGUCGGGUUUCUGCUACGUGAACGACGCUGUGUUGGGAAUCCUCAAACUGAGGGAGAAAUACGAGCGAGUCCUGUAUGUGGACGUCGAUUUGCAUCACGGAGACGGUGUGGAGGACGCCUUCAGCUUCACAUCCAAAGUCAUGACAGUCUCUCUCCACAAGUUUUCUCCUGGAUUCUUCCCAGGUACGGGGGACCUGGCAGACACUGGGCUGGGUAAAGGCCGCUGGUACGCCAUCAACGUACCGCUGGAGGACGGCAUCAAGGAUGACAGAUACUACCAGGUUUUUACCAGUGUGAUGCAGGAAGUGCGGGCGCAGUUCAACCCGGAGGCGGUGGUGAUGCAGCUGGGUGCCGACACCAUGGCGGGCGACCCCAUGUGCUCCUUCAACAUGACCCCUGUGGGGGUGGGCAAGUGUCUGCAGUACGUCCUGCAGUGGCAGCUACCUACACUGCUGCUGGGAGGAGGAGGUUAUAACCUGGCCAACACGGCUCGCUGCUGGACCUACCUGACGGCCGCGGUGCUGGGAAAGACUCUUUCCUCUGAGAUACCAGACCACGAGUUUUUCACAGAGUACGGACCCGACUACUCGCUGGAGAUCAGUCCGAGCUGUCGACCCGACCGCAACGACACCAAACACCUGGACCAGGUCAUCAGCACCAUCAAAGGGAAUUUAAAGAAUGUGGUUUAGGAGCCGGCAGCCUCAGCCUCCUCCACACACACUCACACAUAGCCACACAUACACCAUGUUUCCAAACCUGGUCGACGCUCGGCGGCUUUAAUGAAGACAAUAUGGAGCGGACCCCUUCGGCCCCGAGGCACGGAGCGAACGAGUGUGGGAUGAAGGGAGGAAAAAAAAAAAAGAAAACGAGAGAGAAAGAGAGAGAGAGGGUUUUGGAAAAC
Scomber japonicus (chub mackerel) is the source of this 1438-nucleotide messenger RNA. It is a transcript of the gene hdac8, whose product is annotated as histone deacetylase 8. The record is from RefSeq and is a predicted model, not a curated record. The coding region runs from base 90 to 1226 and encodes 378 amino acids. Gene Ontology annotation, molecular function: histone deacetylase activity. The transcript is spliced from 11 exons. NCBI's taxonomy places the organism in Eukaryota, Metazoa, Chordata, Actinopteri, Scombriformes, Scombridae.